Hermetia illucens (black soldier fly) is the source of this 906-nucleotide messenger RNA. Its product is annotated as farnesol dehydrogenase-like. The transcript has 3 exons. NCBI's taxonomy places the organism in Eukaryota, Metazoa, Arthropoda, Insecta, Diptera, Stratiomyidae. Bases 100 to 852 code for a protein of 250 amino acids. The record is from RefSeq and is a predicted model, not a curated record.
CUUUCCCGUAUGCAAUCUUUCUGUUGGGAGCCUACUAUAAGUUGGCAGAAAUUAACCAGUAAAAUCUUGAGUUUCUGAUCAGUUUGCAAAGGAAGCAGAAUGGAACGGUGGCAAAAUAAAGUGGCUGUAGUGACAGGAGCUAGUGCCGGUAUUGGAGCAACCAUCGCCGCGGAUUUAGUAAAAAAUGGUUUGAUUGUUGUUGCAUUGGCUCGACGCGAAGAACGCCUUCGAGAAAAUCAGCGUGCUCUUCCAGAAAAUCUACAAUUCCGUUACCAUCCCAAAAAAUGUGAUGUUAGAAAUGAAGACGAGAUAAAGGACACCUUUACCUGGAUCGAGACUAAAUUUAAGGGGGUUGAUGUUUUUGUUAACAAUGCCGGAGUAGUAGCGGCGGGCGUGGAGCUAACAGGCGCAAAUAAUACUCAAACUAUGCGCAAUAUUGUAGAGACGAACAUUAUGGGUGCUCUCUAUUGUGUCCGGGAGGCGUUUAAUUUGAUGAAGAAGCGCAACAUCGAUGGGCAAAUUAUCAUUAUGAAUAGCAUUGCUGGACAUCAUAUUCCCGUGUCACCUGUAGGACCGUUGAACAUGUAUCCUCCUGCUAAGUUUGCAUUGACCGCAAUGGCUGAAACCUACCGUCAGGAAUUCGCGAACGCUGGAACGAAAGUUAAAGUUACUAGUAUCAGUCCUGGGGGAGUCUUAACUGAAAUAGUCCCGAAUAUGCAAAAGUUGAGAGACUCGGGUAUAUCACUUUUGAAUCCUGAAGAUGUAUCUAAUGCCGUGCUGUAUGUAUUGAGCACGCCUCUUCAUGUCCAGGUUCAUGAAAUAAUAAUCAAGCCUCUUGGAGAGAAAUUGUGAGCAAUUACAUACAUGGACAAUUGUUGCAUUUAUCUUGAACUUUUUAAAAACUUG